This is a messenger RNA of Scutellospora calospora, 522 nucleotides long. The record is from the annotation of a GenBank genome assembly. Lineage: Eukaryota; Fungi; Glomeromycota; Glomeromycetes; Diversisporales; Gigasporaceae.
UAUGACGCUACUAUAACUGAACCUCCCCAAAAUGAUCCUCACCAUGAAAACAUCUUAUUAUCUAUAGAAACUAAAGAUUUUAUAGACCAGGGCAAUACUGUACUUAAAUUAGAAUGCUUUCAUUCAAGAUCUGCUCAACACCUUACUUCUACUACUACUACCAUAAAAAAAGGAUCAACCCUCUUUAUGAAUAGUGACCUUACGAUUGUUGAUGACACCUAUGUUGUUCAUCUUUAUGGUAUGAACUUUUGUGAAUACCAGAAAUCUAUUAUAAACACGAAAAAUUCAACUAAUCUCCUGUGGUUAAAUAAGUCAAGUAAAGUACCAAAAAAAAAAGAAUCAAGUGAAUCUCCAGAAAAAGAUACACAAAACGAAUUACCAAAAAAAAAUAAUUUAGAUAAACCUUUGGCAAAUGAAACUUCAGGUUCUGAAAAAGUUGCACGUACAGUUGCUUUGAGAGUUAAAGGUAGUAGGCAAAAAAAAUCAACUAAGACUAAACCGUACUUCAGGUUAAAUGAAUGA